Aplosporella prunicola CBS 121167 is the source of this 1174-nucleotide messenger RNA. RefSeq lists its product as uncharacterized. The transcript is spliced from 3 exons. Gene Ontology annotation, cellular component: cytosol. The record is from RefSeq and is a predicted model, not a curated record. Gene Ontology annotation, molecular function: methylenetetrahydrofolate dehydrogenase (NADP+) activity; methylenetetrahydrofolate dehydrogenase (NAD+) activity. The coding region runs from base 43 to 1035 and encodes 330 amino acids. Gene Ontology annotation, biological process: purine nucleobase biosynthetic process. Lineage: Eukaryota; Fungi; Ascomycota; Dothideomycetes; Botryosphaeriales; Aplosporellaceae.
GUAGCUGAAUAUAUCUUGUCACUCCUCUCAAUCCAUUUCACCAUGGCCGAAGCCCCCAUCUGCAAGGUCGUCCUCGCCGGCAACGUCGCCAAAAAGCUUCUUGCCGAGGUGCAGGAAGGCCUGAGGGAAAUCAACAGAGCCCCGCUGCUCGUUGGCUUCCUGGCCAGUGGUGACCCGGCCGCGCGCACCUAUGCCGAGUGGACUGGAAAGACGGCGCGUGAAAACGGCUUCCAGUACGAGCUCCGCGAGGUUGACCGCGAGGAGCUUGAAGAUGCCAUCAUCAAGGCCAACGUCGACGACAAGGUCGACGGCAUCAUGGUCUACUACCCCAUCUUCGGCACCCGCCAGGACCAGUACCUGCAGAACGUCGUCGAUGUGUCCAAGGACGUCGAGGGUCUCACCCACCGCUACGUCUCCAACAUGUACCGCAACGUCCGCUUCCUCGACAACGACCAGACCCGCAAGAGCAUCCUGCCCUGCACCCCGCUUGCCGUCAUCAAGAUCUUGGAGCACCUCCAGAUCUACAACACCAUCCUGCCCUACGGAAACCGCCUGCACGGCCACACCAUCACCGUCAUCAACAGGUCUGAGGUUGUUGGAAGGCCGCUGGCGGCCCUGCUGGCCAACGAUGGCGCAGUCGUAUACUCGAAGGACAUUGAUGAUGUGCAGCAGUACUCCAGAGGCGAGGGGCUGCGGAAGCGAGCCCACGUCGUUGAGGAGAAGUCGGGCUGGGAUCUGGAGCAGAUCCUGCCUUUGAGUGAUGUUGUCAUCAGCGGUGUCCCUGGCGACAAGUUCAAGGUCCCAGUUCACCUUUUGCGACCCGGUGCUGUGUGUAUCAACUUCUCCAGCGAGAAGAACUUCAACCCGGACGUCAAGGAGAAGGCCUCAAUUUACGUCCCUGCCAUCGGCAAGGUUACUAUUGUGGUUUUGCUCAGGAACCUCCUCCGCAUUGUUCAGAACAGGGCGGACACGCAGGGCAAGCCUGCGGACGCGGUUGAGAAAGAGGGCACGCUUGAGGGCCAGCGUGCCAACUAGAUCUGUGCACCAAAAUUGGCUGAAUUGGCUAUGGUCGUUCAGGAGACCACACAAAACCCUUAGAUAUAGAUACCAUAGAGCGCCUGAAUGUUUCCCAGCCAACUCCCAGCGCCCACUCCAAAUGCAUCCAAAGCUCCCC